Alosa sapidissima (American shad) is the source of this 812-nucleotide messenger RNA. RefSeq lists its product as uncharacterized. Gene Ontology annotation, molecular function: cysteine-type peptidase activity. NCBI's taxonomy places the organism in Eukaryota, Metazoa, Chordata, Actinopteri, Clupeiformes, Clupeidae. The coding region runs from base 81 to 812 and encodes 243 amino acids. The record is from RefSeq and is a predicted model, not a curated record. The transcript has 11 exons. Gene Ontology annotation, biological process: proteolysis.
UUGCCCAUAUUAAAGUAACUACUCUUGACAAUCACGUUCUAUUUACUUGUCAGAGCUGCAUAAGCGCUGAAUUAUAUUCUAUGUGUAUUGUUUCAGAGAUUCCUUCUAAUACUAUUUUGACUCUUAACAGGGCUCUUGCACAGAGGAUAGCACCAGGACCUUGGCAGGAACAGACAGGGCUGGACAUUGAGGGCCUCCCACAACAACAUUUUGGUGUUGACUGUGGAAUUUUCAUGAUCAUGUAUGCUUGGUACAUCGCCCUGGAGACACCAUUUGAUUUCUCCAUACAUGACAUGCCCUACCUGAGGAGGUGGUGGUGCACAGUGUUAAUGGAGAAUCUGGAGAUCGAGGGACAUGGAAGAAGAUUCGCACAUUUCACAGAGGAGGGCAGAAAGAUGGCAGACGGUAGUGUGGCACCUGUUUUCAGUGUGCCACGAAAAAGGAAGCUGGACACUAUGGAUGGUAAUGGGCAGAUAAUAGUUGGGCCACCAGCAGCAACGUCAGCAGCUCCUACAGCCCCAACAGCAGCUCCAACAGUCCAGUGUGACAGCUGUGUCUCCAUUGAACAGAGAGAAGAGAGUUUCAGUGAAUUAGAGGACUUCAAUGAAGAAGACCUACAGUACACAAGUGUCCAUUGCUGCACACAGGAGAGGCAUCAAACAAGUGAGAGCAUGCUCUUCGAAGAGGCAAAAAAGGUAGCAGACUGGUUGGAUGAAAACAGUGGGCUGAUAAAAAAUAAAUAUUGGCUGCCACGGGUGUUGGACAUGGAGGCGGAAGAGCAGGAGGAGGUGCUGGCCAGACAAUAUUCAUGA